GGGAGGGCACGGAGCGCCGCGGGCUGCGGUGCGGAGCGGGUACGGAGGGGCCGGGGGCGCGGGCUCCGCCGUCCCGUGACUGCGGAGGGGCCGCUCCCCGCGCCCGGCGCUACACGCGGGCUGUGCUGGGCUCUGCUUCGCAGGGGCGGCCGCGCGGAGCCAGAGAGCCCUGAGCCGAGCCCCCCGGCUGGGAAGGAGCCGACAUGGACCUUUCACCGCUUCCCGGCGCGCGUGUUUCUGUUUGUCAGGACGUGGGGCUUCUGCUGGUGCUGCUGGAGGUCGUGCUGUCGGCCGGCAGAGUCGAUGCCAGCUUUCUUCAUCAUCCCUGAUAACUAGAAAAUCCUUCUUCUGACUCCUGCAAUAUCAGCUUCUGAGACCACCUAAGUAGCUUCUGUGGAGACACUCUUUAUUCCUAGAAAUGCUGUGUUGGGAAAGCAGAGCUUACAUUAAGAUGUCCCAGCACACUUUCUCUGAAGUCCACCAUUGCAUCAGAUGAGGAAUGGCAUGUUGGAUGGUAGAGGAGGAUUUGUUGUGUCUUAAAAGCAACUCCUUCUGGAUUCCAUCUGGCUUGCUCAGUAAUUGUGAGCUUGGAUGAAAGCUACAAAAUUAGAAGUGCUUUCAUGAAAAUGUGAAGGGGUGGAAAGAGUUACACAGGACCAUGUGGAGGAAGAGACUGCAGUGGAGGAUGCCAAUGUUUCCCUGAAAAAGGAGCCCGUGGCCAGCCAGGAAUCCUUGGAUCGCAGGGGUUCCCUGGACCACCAGGAUUGAUGGGGAUCCCAGGACUGCAAGGCCCUAAAGGUCACAAGGGUGAAAGAGGACAUCCAGGAAUAAGUGGACCCAAAGGAGAAACGGGGCAAAGAGGAGUCACUGGUUUCCCAGGGGCAGAUGGCGUUCCUGGUCAUCCAGGGCAGCCAGGAUCAAGGGGGAAGCCAGGUCAUGAUGGCUGUAAUGGGACAGUAGGUGACCCAGGUGACCCAGGAACACCAGGACACUCUGGUUUCCCUGGUACCAUUGGAGUUCAAGGACCAAAGGGCCAGAAGGGGGAGCCCUAUGUGCUACCGCCAGACAUCGCCAGCCGACAUCGGGGGGAUCCUGGGGACCCAGGAUUCACUGGUUUUCCGGGUGCUCCGGGUACAUUGGGUAUUCAAGGACCUAUUGGUCCAAGAGGAGUGCCAGGAAGACCUGGACCACCGGGGUCCCCAGGACCGCAAGGACCACAAGGCAACAGAGGUCUUGGCUUCUAUGGCGAAAAAGGUGAACAGGGCUCCCCAGGUCCUCCAGGUCCACCUGGACUUCCCACAAGAGAACUGAUUGGUGUCCCCACUGACAAACACAAAGGUGAAAGAGGAGAGCCUGGACAAAAAGGGGAAGCUGGAUUUCCAGGUGUACUUCUCUUCGCUCCUGAAAAAGGUGAAGAAGGAGUAAUGGGCUUCCCAGGACAAAGGGGACUGCCUGGUAACGAUGGUUUUCCAGGACUCAGUGGAGAAAGAGGUUUUCCAGGAUUUGAUGGUCAACCAGGUCAAUAUGGUCCUAGAGGAGGCAAGGGGGAGCAGGGUGAGAUGGGUCCUCCAGGACCACCUGCCUAUGUUCCUUACCGCAUUCCAAGAAAAGGUGUAAGAGGUGAUCCAGGCUCUCCAGGUGCUUCUGGACUACGGGGAGAACAAGGAGAGCAGGGUGAUCGUGGGCUGCCUGGUAUUCCAGGAUUCUCUGAUGGAGAUGCAGAUAAGCCAGGCUUACCUGGAGAAAUAGGACCAAAAGGUGAAAAAGGUGAAGAAGGAUCUCCUGCUUAUCAAGCAGGCCCGCCUGGGUUUCCAGGUAAACACGGUGAACCAGGAAUCCGUGGUCCACCUGGUCCCCCUGGAACUCCAGGUUCUCUCUUCGGAUUAAAAGGACAGGAAGGGACACCAGGUAGACCUGGUGUACAAGGUUUUCCAGGGCCAAGAGGACAAAGAGGACCUAAAGGCGAAGAAGGUGACUGCAGUAAAUGCCUUCUGAGUGAUGAACUCAGAAGGGGCUCUACUGGCCCCCGUGGUCCUCCUGGUUUUCCAGGAACCCCUGGCCAGCCUGGGAGAAAAGGAGAACCUGGUGAUCAAGGUCCACAUGGUAUUCCUGGCUAUGCUGGAGCAAAAGGACAAUCGGGCCAAGAAGGAUUACCUGGACCAAAAGGAGAAAAGGGAGAUUCUAUAUACAUAACUACUAAAGGCACCAAAGGAAUCCGAGGAGAUCCUGGACUUCCUGGUAUCAGAGGGGAAGAUGGUUUCCCAGGCAGAGAUGGAUUAGAUGGUUUACCAGGACUGCCUGGCCUUCCGGGUGAUGGUAUCAGAGGUCUCCCCGGGGAUCCUGGUUAUCCAGGAGAAUUAGGCCCAAAGGGCUUUCCAGGAGAAAUAGGCCUACCAGGUGAAGGAUAUCCUGGCCCAAAAGGAUACCGUGGUCUUCCAGGUGACCGUGGAACAGAUGGACACCCUGGGCCUCCAGGUCUGCCUGGUCCACCAGGAGAGCCUGGCCAAUUAGACUGCGGGCAGGUGAUUGAAGAUUUUUCUAGAGGAGAAGCAACUGAUCCAGUAUGGUCAGGUGGAGGCUGCGUGAGGCCACCAAAGGGAUCUCAAGGCAACCCAGGGCUGCCAGGAGCCACAGGUACUAAAGGUGCAAGAGGAUUCCCGGGUGAUCCAGGCCCAGUGGGAUUCCCAGGGCUAAAUGGUACACGAGGUGAUCCAGGUCGGGAAGGAUAUCCAGGUCCUCCAGGCUUUAUUGGGCCCCGGGGAGACAGAGGCCCAAAUGGCCUACCUGGACUACAGGGACAUCCAGGUCUUAUGGGAAAGUCUGGUGCUCCAGGACUUGCUGGACAGAAGGGUGCUCCUGGUGACGUUCUGGGAGCAGCAGCAGGUCCUCGAGGGGAUGAUGGGCUGCCUGGCUUCCCUGGCUUGAAAGGUGCACCAGGAGAUCAAGGAAUACCAGGAAUUAGAGGAGCGGACGGUAACCCAGGAUUGCCAGGCCCCAAAGGUGACCCAGGGCUGCAAGGUCUCCCUGGUUUGAUGGGUUUGCCAGGAACACCAGGAACUCAUGGAUUCCCAGGGCCACCAGGAAACCGCGGCCCUGACGGUGGACCUGGCUCUCAAGGACCCCUUGGUCCACCAGGUGCAAGGGGAGAAGAUGGCGAGCAAGGCUUUCCUGGUCCCGUGGGCAUGAAAGGUCUGUCUGGUGACAAAGGUGAAACAGGUUUCCCAGGAUUACAAGGUAUCCCUGGUGUGACCGGUCCCCCUGGCAUUAGUGGGAUGGAUGGCUUCCCAGGAGACAAAGGCUCAAGAGGUUCACCUGGCAUUGAUGGUUUCAAAGGCAUGCCAGGCCUGAAAGGAAGACCAGGAAUCAAAGGAAUCAAAGGAGAAUUUGGCUUACUUGGGACUCGGGGUGAUAAAGGCGCACAGGGCGCACGAGGCUUUAAAGGUGACCGUGGAGAGCAAGGCCCCCCGGGAGAGCCCCCGAAGCUGAAGCCUAGCAUGAUGAUGGAAGUUAAAGGUGAAAAAGGAGAUGCUGGAGAAACUGGCACCAAGGGAUUCUUUGGCAUAAAAGGUAGCAAGGGAAUGCCAGGCCUCCCCGGUAAGACAGGAAUUCCUGGGUCCCCAGGGCACCCCAGUUAUGUGCCUGGUGUGAAGGGGGACAUCGGUGCAAAAGGGCUGACGGGUCUGAAAGGGUAUCCUGGUCCGACUGGCUCUCCAGGCAUCAGAGGCUUCCCUGGCAGCACAGGAGGCAGGGGAGAUAAGGGUGCCCCAGGAAUUUCGGGCCAUUUUGGUACUCCUGGCUCCCAUGGUGAAAUUGGUGAGCCGGGCGAUACUAUAAACUUACCAGGAAUGCCAGGCCUCAAAGGGGAAGUUGGUGUGCCGGGUCUUACAGGCUUAAGAGGAGGCCCCGGACAAAAAGGUGAAGGAGGUGAUCCUGGUUUACCUGGCAUUGAAGGCCUCAAGGGCAUACAGGGUGUACCUGGCUCCUUGGGACAGAAAGGUUUGCCUGGACUGGUCGGCCCUCCAGGGCAGCAAGGAAGCCCCGGGACGCCUGGAUUCCAAGGAGAAAAAGGAGCUCCCGGCUGGCCUGGCUUACCAGGACAAGCAGGCUUGCCUGGCUUAAGAGGAAUCAGUGGACUGCAUGGUUUACCGGGCACCAAGGGCUUACCAGGAUCACCAGGUCCAGACGGCUAUGGCUCUGCGGGCUUCCCAGGCCCUGUGGGUGACAAAGGAGAAGCAGGAGAGCCCAGCAGAGUGGAGGGCAGCCAAGGCCCGCCGGGUCAGAAGGGAGACAGAGGUGUUCCAGGAGUCCAAGGACCCUUUGGCAUUCCUGGGCAGGAUGGACUUCCAGGGCCUCCUGGGAUUUCCAAUAUAUCAGGAUAUCCAGGCGAUACAGGUUCCCCAGGUCUAGAUGGAGUGCCAGGCUAUCCAGGACUACAUGGGCAGCCUGGAAUACCAGCUCCACCGGGAAGCAAGGGAGAAAGUGGACGAGCAGGUGUGAGCGGACAAGCUGGCCCCAAAGGGACAAGAGGUGAUCCUGGAUUACCAGGGAGACCUGGGAUUCCUGGUUAUCCUGGACCAAAAGGUCGUAAGGGUGAACAAGGUGUCAUUGGCUUUAUUGGCACAAUAGGAUUUCCAGGUGAUUUGGGACCCAUCGGACCCAAGGGGGAUAGAGGGCUUACUGGCUUUCAGGGCCCUCCAGGCUCUCCUGGGUUGCCACCAAUUCCUCCAAGGCUGGUUGCUGAGCAAGGUUCACCAGGUCCCCGUGGAAAUGCAGGGCCUCGGGGAAGUCCAGGUGAUGCAGGACCUCAAGGUCCACCAGGAGAACCAGGUCUCAGAGGCUUACCUGGAGAACCAGGACUCCAGGGCAGAGGUGGCAUUCCAGCUCCUCCUGGAUCCAGAGGUGAACAAGGAGCAAUGGGGUUUCAAGGUCCAGUGGGAUUUGAAGGCCAGCCAGGUCGUCCCGGUAGCCCCGGGCUGCCAGGCAUGCCGGGUCGCAGCGUUAGCAUCGGCUACCUGCUGGUGAAGCACAGCCAGUCCGACCAAGAGCCAAUGUGCCCGAUUGGCAUGAACAAACUCUGGAGUGGCUACAGCCUCCUGUACUUUGAGGGACAAGAGAAAGCACACAACCAGGACCUAGGGCUGGCUGGCUCAUGCUUGGCUCGUUUCAGUACAAUGCCAUUCCUCUACUGUAACCCUGGGGAUAUUUGUUAUUAUGCAAAUCGAAAUGACAAAUCCUACUGGCUCUCAACUACAGCACCUCUUCCAAUGAUGCCUGUGGCAGAAGAAGAAAUUAGGCCAUAUAUCAGCCGCUGCUCUGUGUGUGAGGCCCCAGCUGUGGCAAUUGCUGUCCAUAGCCAAGAAGCUUCUAUUCCUCGCUGCCCUGAAGGCUGGCGCAGUUUAUGGAUUGGAUAUUCCUUCCUUAUGCACACUGCGGCUGGUGAUGAAGGCGGAGGACAGUCGCUGGUCUCUCCUGGGAGCUGCCUGGAAGAUUUCAGGGCUACUCCUUUCAUCGAGUGCAAUGGGGCCCGUGGAACCUGUCAUUACUUUGCCAAUAAGUACAGCUUCUGGCUCACUACGAUUGACCAGCCCUUCCAAAGCAAGCCAUCGGCAGACACACUCAAGGCAGGACUCAUCCGAAGCCACAUCAGCAGAUGUCAAGUCUGUAUGAAAAAUUUAUAGAAGCCUUUCAUAGCAUAAGGAACCUGCCUACCAUCUAGUACUUGUACAGUGAAACCUUCUAGGGUGUUUAAACAUUUGAAUAAAUCAUGUUGGUGCUUUUUUAACUUAUUACCUCAAAAGCGGAACGGAAAGUUAACGUUUGAAAGUGUAUAAAAGCAAAAUAAGCGUAACACAAAUUAAGGUUAACACACAGACCCAGUGCUGUGUUCUCCUGCUAUACAGUACCUAUAUAUGUUUUUGCUAGUCUAACAGGUGUUGCAAAUACUCACGCCUUUGAAGCACAAAAAAAAACCUUCAGAAAUAAAAGCUUACCGUGGUCGGAUACCCACUGCAUUUACUUUAAGAUAAUAUAUACAUCUCUUCUAUUAUGGUAUUUGUCACGACACUAAACACUAACAGCUACGACCCAAACCAUUAACACAUUGUGAUCACGCUGAGUGUUACAGCCUUGCAAAACUCUGACACUGUACAGUGGAAGGUGCUUACGUCCAGCAUUAAAACCUAACUUCCAUGUUUAUUUUACGAUUAGGCAUCUCAAACACACUCAGAACAAUCGGCUUUUAUUGUAUUUGUGGGGUUUUUAUGAGCCUCACAAUUUCCAAGCGCUCUGUCACUAUAAAUAGAGAAGCCCACAGUUGAGUGACCACAAAAUGCAGUCUCUUCCUGUGUUGGUUAGGAGACUAUACGGUAAUGAUCAGCAUAUUGUUUUACAAGUCUGGCCAUUUUUGUUCUAGAUAUGCUCCAGACAGUGCUCUCAGACAUAAGGUUUCAAUGUUGGGUGCUCCCCAGUGGAGCCAGGAGUUGGACUCAGUGGCCCUUGUGGGUCCCUUCCAACUUCAGAUGCUGGUGCAUCUGGUGUCACCAUGCAUCAUGGUGCUGUGAUUACAAAGGUCCACUGUGUUGUGGGCAUUCACCUGUGUGAUGCUACUCACAGCACUGGGUGGUUUUGCAUCACAGCUCUUCCCCUCUGAAAGCAGCCCACUCACCACAAGUAGUGACUGUGUGUUGCUGCAGCAGCAGUCGCACGCAGGGGAGGCUUUCCAGGGCAGCUUAUUGCUCGAUGCCACAUUACCUCCAAAGCCGGAGCCCAUCCUUGUGAAAUCAAAGGGGAAGGAAGUAGGGCAUUUAUUUGGCACCAUCUCUUCCCAUAAAGAAUUGUGUCAUUGCACGCUAGGCUUGGGAAAUGCCCUAAAUAGCCAGCUCUUCCCUUCUAGAGAAGGAAGCAAUUUAACCCAAAAUAUGUCUGUCACUGCUGGGGGGAACGGCGGGGGAAGAAUCAGUUGCAAAUGAUUCUCUUCCUCCUGGCAAAGUCUGGUUCUAUGUUCCCAAACACCAAAAACUGAAAUCAAAGAGAAAACUAAUUGCUGAUAUCAAAGUCACUGGUUCACUCCUGCAUCCGGUGCUUAUUGGCUUUUGUAAUUACAUUCCAUCCUCACUGUGUCAUAAAUAAAUGGGUUUUUUAUACA
Gallus gallus (chicken) is the source of this 7144-nucleotide messenger RNA. RefSeq names its product collagen type IV alpha 2 chain (gene COL4A2). NCBI's taxonomy places the organism in Eukaryota, Metazoa, Chordata, Aves, Galliformes, Phasianidae. Gene Ontology annotation, cellular component: basement membrane; collagen trimer. The record is from RefSeq and is a predicted model, not a curated record. Bases 768 to 5678 code for a protein of 1636 amino acids. The transcript has 49 exons. Gene Ontology annotation, molecular function: extracellular matrix structural constituent.